AUGGUGACGACUACCCGAAAACGGUUGGCGUGGCUGGGAGUGGCGGCGGCUACUAUUGGGGCCUUGGUUCUCAGAACUUAUCCCCAUCUCCGUCAGGAAAUCAUCAACUGGCUCGAAGGGGUCCCCCAGCCUUCGGGGGACGAAGAUGAAGUGAAGGAUGACACCCGUCCAUCAACACCAACUCGAGAAAAAAUCACACUACUGAGUGCUACCGUGGAGAGAAUCGUUCGGGAAAAGCCCGAGCACCCGGUGUUGGCUCCCACUGCCGUGGACGUGCCGGCUUCGUCUCGACAAGUUUUGUUACGCCAGGUAAGUUUCUAUUUUCGUUGA
Messenger RNA from Diutina rugosa, 330 nucleotides. RefSeq lists its product as uncharacterized. Lineage: Eukaryota; Fungi; Ascomycota; Pichiomycetes; Serinales; Debaryomycetaceae. Bases 1 to 330 code for a protein of 109 amino acids. The transcript has a single exon. The record is from RefSeq and is a predicted model, not a curated record.